Molecule: messenger RNA, 860 nt
Organism: Parathielavia appendiculata
Lineage: Eukaryota; Fungi; Ascomycota; Sordariomycetes; Sordariales; Chaetomiaceae
Source: the annotation of a RefSeq genome assembly
GAAACACCGCCAGCGCCAUUUGCGAAUAUCCCCUUCGCCCGCAAUCCCGAUUUUCAACCGUGGAGACAUCCUCGACCAGAUCGGCCGGCUCGGAACAGCCGGCCGGUCGGGUGCCCUCGUGGGUCUCGGCGGUGUGGGCAAGUCACAACUGGCCAUCGAAUACGCCCGCCGGGUUGCCGCGGGCCAGCCUAACACAUGGGUGUUUUGGGUCCAUGCCGGCACGCAGGCGCGCGUCGAGGAGGGGUUCAGGACGAUUGCCGACUCCGUCAAGCUGCCUGGCCAGAACCGGCCCAAGGCCGAUAUCCCACAGCUUGUAUACGGCUGGCUGUCCAACGAGCGAAACGGCAGAUGGAUCAUGAUCCUCGACAGCGCCGACGACCGGGAUGUAUUUUACCGUGCGACUGACGGCGAUGCCCCAACUAGUGGCAACGCACCCAACGGGCGGCCAUUCGCAACACACCUACCACAGAGUCGUAACGGACCGAUCAUCAUCACUACACGUAAUAGGUACCUGGCUUUAGGCUGACCAGACGCAACCAGAACAUCAUCGAGGUUGGACCGAUGACGCAGACCGAUGCCCUCACGGUUCUAGAGAAGAAGCUGGGACCGUUUCCAGAUACAUAUGUGGCGGCCGAUCUCGUACGCGCGCUCGACUUUGUUCCACUGGCCAUUGGCCAGGCCGCCGCGUACAUACGGGCAAGAGCGCCGUGGAGCUCGCCCGAGAAGUACCUGAUUCGGUUCCGGCAGAGUGAGCGCAAAAGAAGCAGGCUUUUCUACUGUCUGCCCGAGGGCGUUGUUCUACGCGCCCUCCUACGCGACGAGGUGGAGCAGGAUCACCACCAGACUAAAUACAAAGACUG